Durusdinium trenchii is the source of this 1797-nucleotide messenger RNA. Lineage: Eukaryota; Dinophyceae; Suessiales; Symbiodiniaceae. The record is from the annotation of a GenBank genome assembly.
CAGAAUUUUGCACAUGCGCAUGGCGCCCCGGGCUACGUGGCGCAUCCGGUGUUUGCUUUGGCCAUGGCCUUUGGCGCUGGCGCUUGGGUGGAGCUUCUCAACGCCCGUGCCAACCCGUGUGCCCGUGGAACGGCGAAGCUCGCAGUUAGAAGCCACCUUCGAUGAUCUCUGGACAUUGCUGGCAGAACGCGAAGAGGCCAGAGUUGAUGGAGUGGACACCUCCCUCCAUGAGCUCUUUGCGCCCAGCCCGCGGAGUGCGUGGCAAGAGCUACAAGCGCUGGUGACGGGAAAGGAGGAGCCGGUGGGCUUGAACGACAUGAAGUGCGUCAGUCUCAGGUUGGAUGGUUGCAUGUUUGGCCGCCUCACGCGGCAUCUCCGCCAGAUUGGCCUCAUCGGCCCAGGCUAUUCGAAGGACAUUGGAGAGAUUAUGCGCCUUUGCUGUCGCAUGAUGAUGGACGAGUUCAAAGGAAACGUCGCCUACACCCACAGCGAUGAGAUGACCAUCCUGAUGUUUCCGCACAAAAUGGGCCGACCAGGGAACAGCUUUCAGUGGCCUCACAAUGGCCGCAUUCAGAAAUGGGUGAGCAUCGGCUCCAGCAUGGUCACUGCGCUCUUCAACCGCCAGCUUAGUCAGCUGGCUGAGGCACGUGGCAUCACGCUGCCGACGGAUAUCGUCGCCCAUUUUGACUGUCGGGUCGGGCUCUUCGACUCCGAGAAGGAAGCCCUGUCUUUGCUCCUGUGGCGAGCCUAUGACUGCAGCGUGAACUGCGUUCAAGAUGCAUGCCAUCAUCAGGGUGCUCCCCUCGAAGUUGUCCGGAGCGAUUUCGCGAAGAAGCUGCUGUGGCUGAAGGAGGCGAAGCUGCUGCCAUUGGAUCCUCAUCAGGCGUAUGGCAGCAUGUUUGUGAAGGGUGAGGGCACGUUCAAAGUCAACGUGAGUGACACCAACCAGACAGUCAUUGUGAAGCGAAAGGUGAACAUCCAUGUGAACGACGGCGCUGAGGGCCCUCGGAACCUGUUGCUGUUGCCUCGGCGUCGGCAGGCACUGGUGCCCGAGGAGGGCGACCGGCGUUUGCAGCUGCGUGCUGGCAGCUAUUGGCGCUAUGUGGGGCCCUCGGGCACCGUGGAGGUGCAGGAUGAUCGUUCCAAUGCACGAGGGCGCAGGCAUCACCGUGCGAGAAACAAAGUGUUUUAGUCGCCCAAUCACAGCGUGUUGCGCUUCAUGCUACCCGAAGCCCGUCCAUGGUGGGGAGAUCUUCUCCAACUACAUAUCAACGACAGGAUGACCUGAGUAGGGUGGCACGUGAAGUGACUGACCUGGUUUACAAUCUCCUUGUAGCUGCAAUUGAUCAGAGCAUCAUGCUGCCAUUCGACUGCGGUUGCCGCGGUUCCCGCAAAGCCCGGGAGACGUCGCGUGACCGAAAGUGGCAAGGCUUUGGGUUGCAGAGGGUUAAGUGAAGCAAAGCUAUUUCUAUUGGACACCCCUUGGAUGGUCCUGGAGCUUGAAGCUCACCUUUUCGACGGGAGAGGCUUUUUGAUAGAAGACACAGCUGCCAGAUCGCUUUGCAGUUGUGUAAUGAGAUAUUAAUUCAGCCGUUUAAGGCAGGAUGUUCUGUGUAGCCGAGGUAGGAAGUAGCUUGCUCGAUCUGGUGAACCAUGAAGAUAGUGUGUCUUUGAGUGCAGUUGCUUUUCCAAUCUUUUCCACAUGUUGUCGGCGGGCUGAAAGUCUUUUCGGGCACCUACCGAAAGGUAGCUCAUGGUAGCUCUAAACGGUCAUGGCAUGUCAUGGCUACAUGCUUG